This is a messenger RNA of Chanos chanos (milkfish), 1034 nucleotides long. It is a transcript of the gene bcl10, whose product is annotated as BCL10 immune signaling adaptor. Bases 1 to 762 code for a protein of 253 amino acids. Gene Ontology annotation, molecular function: NF-kappaB binding; transcription coactivator activity; protein kinase B binding. The transcript is spliced from 3 exons. NCBI's taxonomy places the organism in Eukaryota, Metazoa, Chordata, Actinopteri, Gonorynchiformes, Chanidae. Gene Ontology annotation, cellular component: CBM complex; cytosol. The record is from RefSeq and is a predicted model, not a curated record. Gene Ontology annotation, biological process: positive regulation of extrinsic apoptotic signaling pathway; adaptive immune response; apoptotic process.
AUGGAUGUUUCUCACCUGACGGAGGACGAAAUGGCCGAGAUAAAGAAGGAAGUCCUUGAAAGGUUACGCCCCUACCUCUGCGAUAAAAUAAUUGCCGACCGCCACUUCGACUACCUGCGCUCACGGAAGAUCCUGACGCGCGAGGACACUGAGGAAAUCAGCUGCAGAAGCACGCAGAGGAAACGCACGGGCAAACUAUUAGACUACCUGGCCGAAAACCCCCGUGGACUAGACACACUCAUCGAAUCCAUCCAACGUGGCCGCUCACUCAACUUCAUUAUCGCCAAAAUUACAGAUGAAGUGCAGCGCGUGAAAAACGAAAGGCUCGAGGCUUUGAGAGGGGCUUCCAGCUUGAGCUGCCAGAAAAAACAAUACCCAUCUUCAGCCACCAAUGACCUUUCCAGGUCAGACUCCUAUGACUCCAACUACGACAAAUGUUCCACUGUCCUGUUCCACCCAGAGGGAGAAGGAAGCCCCUCCACAUCGGUGGCCCCAGGCUCACUCAACUUGCACUGUGGCGCUCCUGGAAGCAUGGCAGCCGUAUCCUCCACUACUUCAUCGUCUCUCCCCAAGCCCGGUGAUCCGGGAGCACCUGCCUUGCCGGAAGAGUUGGAAGCAGAGGACCAGGAUUCAGAUGCCAUGGCGUGUGGAAGCACCGCAAGUGGAGGGGAUGCCAACUUCCAGCCACUGCGUUCACGAUCCUUAACCCCAGCCUCAAUGCCGCACAACCUCUCCCCUCGUUCACCAAUGUAUCAACAUUGAAAUACCUCCCAUCCAAAAAAAUCGCUGGAAAGGUUUUUCACAGUAAGAGUGAAUGUUCGGAGGAGUCAAACAAACACUUUUUCACCAAAUGAAACAGUAGCUGGGCAAUUUUUGUGGACAUUUAGCUUGAAGCAACAAGAGGCUCCGCAGGGAUCCAUGGUCUGAUCUUCGUCUGAUUUGUAUUAAACUGUGCUGUUGUGCUGCUCUCAUUACAUGUCCUGAAGUCAUAACUUUAGGGCUCAAUUCUCAGUCAAAACAUGUGGUGCUAUCAU